Messenger RNA from Aureobasidium vineae, 461 nucleotides. The record is from the annotation of a GenBank genome assembly. NCBI's taxonomy places the organism in Eukaryota, Fungi, Ascomycota, Dothideomycetes, Dothideales, Saccotheciaceae.
UCAUGGCCACCAUCAAAACUCCAGCCAUUGCCUGUAUAGGUGUCAUUGGCAGACAAGAACGCAGUAAACUCGACUUCUCCUUCAUGCUUUCGACCUGUCUUGAUAUCUUUGAAGCCCGUCUACCUGAAAAGAAUGUCGGCCAAGACUUUGGUCUCCUCCAAGCCAUUGAUGAACGCCUGGCCAUGUACGGCUGGCUCACGAAUACUGGCGUGAAACUAGUCAUUAUUGUAGAUAUGGAGGGUCGUCAGUCUCCUGCCAAUGACUCUAGAACUCCUCCUGCUUUCCAAGCAUUGCAAAAGGCAUAUAUCAAUCUGUUGAGGAAUCCCUUCUACACACCCGAGGACCAUUCUCCCAGCGCCAGUGCCCAUCAAUCAGCUUCCUCAACUCAGAUCACUAGCCGCAACUUCACCAACGAGAUCAACCGUAUAGGACGAGUAUGGGCUCCCGCUAUUGCUUCUCGU